Molecule: messenger RNA, 5785 nt
Organism: Patella vulgata (common limpet)
Lineage: Eukaryota; Metazoa; Mollusca; Gastropoda; Patellidae
Product: myosin catalytic light chain LC-1, mantle muscle
Exons: 6
Coding region: 4785-5264 (159 amino acids)
Cellular component (GO): muscle myosin complex
Molecular function (GO): calcium ion binding
Source: RefSeq, a predicted model, not a curated record
AAGUUUUAAUAAAUUGUAGGAAUCUUUAAGAGAGAAAAUGUGAACUGUAUUUGGGAAUCUGAUUUGAAAGAACAGUAACAGUGUUAAGUUUUCAAAAUUGGAAUACAUUAUUCUAUACUACAGUGUGUUUAUUGGAUUAAGUUUGUUCUAUCUAAAAUUUCAAUCCACAAUUUUAAUUUUUGUCUUUUCGAAAGGUAAGAACCGUAACCGGUUUACAUUAUCUUAUAUUAUUUAUUGUGUCAUUUUACAAUGUGUGACAUAUCCUCAGUGUACUAAAAACAAAACUACAGUUAUUAACUGGAAAACGAAAGUAUUUUCGGAGGUUUUUAACUAAACAAAAAUCAUUUGGUGAACUCUAAAUUAUUUAAUUUAAAAACUAUUAUGUAUUUAAUUUAUGUUUUGUUUUUGUAUCAUAAAGUGUGAAUCUAGUUAGACUAUUAAACUUUCCUCAUAAUUUGUUAACAUCGGCCUUAAGGGGGGACAACUCUUCAUACACCACGAACAAGGGGCAUAUUUUCGAGCGGUCAUUCUCGGGGUUACUCCGGGUGUCGUUUUAGCUCCUACGUUAUUGUAAUUAUGUUAUGUGAUACUGGAUGAUAUUUCUAGUCAUGUUUUAAGAGUGUUUAUACCGUAAAAUACCUUCCAUUUAGUUCUUAUUAGAUAUUAUUUUUGAACGUGACAACUUAAUUCUACCUGACCCUUUUUGUUUCCAUGCAUGUUUCAACGGAUUAUACACAUUCGAUGUACAUUUUCUUGCCUGUUCGUCAAAUUGAAUUAUUUAUAAACGCCUGUUAUUGCUCAUCCAAUACUUUUACAAAAUAAAAAAACUAUGUAAAUGAGAACAAGACAUGGUUUGAAACAUAAAGCUUUACGACAUGGGAAUAUUAGUCUACUUGUUUGUAUAUUUACUGGCUGCAUUUACAUUUCAAUGAAUGACAAUCUCUCAAAUUAUCUACCCAAUUGCUGUUUUUUGUCCUAAUGAAAUAAUUCAGAGAAUAAUCAAUUCACAUUGUUUCUUUACUGGUUUUAAAACAAAGCCACAUUUGGCAAUGAUGAUUUAAGGGGAUGUGGAUGGCCGAAUGGUUAGUGCGUGCCCGCUGUAUCAUAAGGUCUGUCAUUGAGUCAACUGGCGUGGUUAAGAUCCCCGGUUGUACGUGACAAGGAGUAGGGUCGCCUGUCCAACCUUGUGGGUUUUCUCCGAGUCCUCCGGUUUCCUCCCACUGCUAAAGGCCCCUACGCGCAAGCGAAUUAUUGAAAUAAAAUUGAAUCAUAUGUUAGUCCCGAAAUGACCUAGCUUGUUUCGAGUGGACGUUAAACUCCAUUUCUCGCUCUAUUUCUAUCAAUGAUGAUUUGCAUUUUUGAAACAGUCUUAACUGCAUAACUCAGCAUAUUAUUUUAUUCUCUUUAUUUUAUUGAUGCUACGCACUUGGAUUUCUUUGAGAGACUGUCAUUUAUAAGAUGGACUUAAAGUAUUAACUAGAUUUCGUAUAUACUACAAUGGGCACAGAAGUGACUUAGUCGAUGUCAAUUCUAGUAGCGGGGAUUUAUCGGACGUUAACUGAUAUAUUUAAUUAAGUGAGUGGAAGAGCUCAUUUUUCACACCUUUAUUACAUUGAAGUAGCGAAUAAAAUUUAGGGGGAACCAUGAAUACCAUGUGACUUUUCAGUUUUCUAACUUUAGGUGUUUUUGGCUCUGUAUCAUCCUUAGGCUAGAUCUUCUGACCGAUUUCAUUAAUAUGCCUAAAGGUGAUGAUAAAAAGAAAUCAUUAACCUUACUUUUAUUCUGCACACGGCGACCCAUCUACUUCAUACUUCGAGAAUAGAUCUCUGCACUAAUUGACCGCCAUAUCCAAAUAUUCGUAUACUGGUUUGUAACGCGGUUCUACUCCGUUUCACAUCUGUCAUACACACAAAGAUUAAAUAAACUUUCAUUAAAUGGAAGCAGAAUAAAUACCUAAACAUAAUUCUCGAAGUAUACUUAGUGUUUUCGACUAAAAUCGUCGAUUUAGGACUAAAAAUGUCGGUCAACUACCAUAGUGUCUGUUCUCAAGCGGAUCUAACCGUAGACAGCCAGCCUACGUUUAGUAUGCCUUAAUUUAAGCAAAAGUUUAGAUUUGUGAAGAAAAAAAAUGACUGUCCAUGUUUAUAAAUCUUAUUUUAAAAAAUAUAAAAAAAGAAAAACGACUGUCUUGAAAUGAAAUCAUUAUUGCGAUUAAAGGAUAAGAAAAAAUUGUUUAUCAAUACAUACUAUCUAGCUAGACUAAUUUAGAUCCACCAAGUCAGGUCAGGACAGUUCAAGGUAGUAUCUUACUCUAAAGGAUGUGUCUACCCUUUUCUCCUGAUCUUUCUAGAUCUAAAGCCGAUCAGAUCAUUGAUGCAAUCUGCGUAGUAUUACCAUAACGAGAUACAGGUAGAAAAGAUCUAAUCUAAAGGUAAUAAUAUACCUGCAGUAUAUAUUAUCUUACCUGUAUUAUACCAUCAAAUUCCCCGUGUAUUACAGUGUCAUAAUAUCGGCUUACUCGUAUAUUUUAAUUACUUACACACGGUUUCCUGAUUGAUAACACAUGGCACAGAGUCUGAAUGGGUAAAUUCAAACUGCCAUAUGUAGAAUAACGAACAGGGUCUUAAUGCAAAAACUUUUAGAAGACAUCUUCAUUUAGUAAAUCCAUUUAUUUUGUAUUUUAUUGUUAGGCUCUUUAAUAGAAUAAUACAUCUUGUAGGUUAAUGCAAAAAUUUUUGAAAAACAUCAGUUUGCUAUUUGCUAUUUUGUAUUUUAAGCGCUGUCUUGGAAGUUAUUGUUAGAAUAAUGCUUCUUGUGGGUUAAUGCAAAAAACGUUUGAAAAACAUCUUAAUUUGUUAGUUGUCUUGGAAGUUAUUGUUAGGCUAUUUAAUAGAAUUAUACAUCUGGUAGGUUAAUGCAAAAACUUUUGAAAAACAUCUGAAUUUGGUAGACCCAUUAUCUUGUACUUUAAGCCCAGUAGGUGUAGAUUAUUUAGUUUUCUAAUGCAAAAACCCUUGAAAGAAAUCUUAAUUUGGUCAAGACAUCUUUUUGUAUUUUAAGCCGGUCUUCAAAGUUUAUUCUACCUGAAGACUAUUCCACUUUUAUUUGGGUUACAGAUUUGAAAAUUACCACGUGUGAACAGAAAUAUUUAAAAUAUGUCGCUAUUGAGUAGGUAGUGCAUUUGUGGAAUUUACAAGUUCAAACUUGACGUAAUCAAUCUGGCCUUAAAUAAAACCCCUACACUUUAAUUUAUUUAGCAUAGAAUUAAGACAGUGCACUGGCUAAAGACCGCAGACACGACGCUAAAAACGUAAUUACAGUAUUUAGUCUUAUACAUUACACCAAAAUAUCUUUGAUGCUAAUCGAGUCUACCAUCAGGUAGAAUACUUGUCUAAUUUACUUCAGGUAAUAAUUGAGACUGGUUAUCCGCGAAGUUCCUGGCAGGAUUCCACGAAAUCUGUCUGUCGUCACGCAAAGUGUAAACUAGAACGGUAUUAGAUUUCUUGAUGUAAAAUAUUUUACCGGCACAAAUUUCAACCUGGUUACCUAAGUUAUGUAGACUAAAAAAACGAUAUCAUUGUGUAGACUUAUUCGGUGUUCUAUAAUUCAAAUUCUUAAAGUCAUCAUAUUUAUAGAAAAUAAAAAAAAAGUUUUGCGACACCUAUCAAGUUCUAUCUGAAAUUAAUAAAUUUGAUUUUCACCCGAAUAGAAUACUUGAAUAUGUUAAUAACCUUAUUAAUUAAAAGAGGUACAAGGAGCGGGUUGUCUACUACGCGUCAUGGUGCUUUAUUGUUCAAGUGGCUUUGAGUUUUAACGGAUUUAAAUGCUUAAGACCAUUAUACGUACUCUACGGUAGAUACCCAAACAACAAGGGGUCUAUAUUGAACAUAUGUUUUAUUCAAGAACUGGGUUAAUCUAAUCUGUUAUCUCACUAAUCAAAAUGAUCUUCAGGGGAAUAACUCUUAAUAUUACUCGAUUCCAUUUAUACCAACUCAACCUUUAUUGCAUUAACUUAUCACUGUUCACUGCCAUAUUAAUUAAUUAUUGGCUAUUAAAAGAAAAAUGGAUUUGCUCUCUUUCUAUAUACAAUCGUUGGCCAUCUGGGAUAUUUCGGCAACAUAUCAUAUUCCAGAACUACCAAUUUUGGCACGUGUUCUCACCACGCUAUAUGCUAAUACCAAGUUCCAAAUAAGUCCAUAGCCACCCCCAUAGCAACCAGAUUUGUAUACAACAGCUAUGGCAUUGAACACGGACAGUUAUAAAAUGCAUAAAAACCGGCGAUGCAUGAAGUAGUCCAGCUUUGAAAUAAUUAAAUUGGCUAUCGUAGACGUGUAAAUUAGGCGAACAGUCCACGAAAAUGCUAUCUUAGCUCGAUGAUACGGAUAUAUUCAUAUCAGCCCACCUUUGUUACCAGGUGCCAAAAAUUACUGUUCAAACAUAUUCACGUCACUUCCGAUCGAGCCAAGAAAAAAUGUCAGGGUUACUAUCAAUAUUUGAUCAAACAUUAAAUUUACCGAAACGAAGUUUAAAUGAGUUAUAUUUAGAUAUUUGGGUUCAAAUAUUGCUGAGUAAAUCAUCAAAAUGGUUGGUGGUGUGGAAUUGGUCAGUGGGACCAUUUGAUAUGAAAAUGGAUGUAAGCUGUGUUCCCGUGAAUUGGAAUGGACUGGCCUUAUAAAAGAGGGGAUAUGGGGGUUGCCUAACACCGGCAUCUGUAGCAUUCCAUAUCUCUAGUCUUUCUCCUGGUAACAUUUGCAGUAGCAGCAUCGAAUUUAAACCACAACACAAUGUCAACCUUAUCAAGAGAUACGAUUGAAGAGGUACGAGAAGUCUUCGAUCUCUUUGAUUUCUGGGAUGGUCGUGAUGGUGACGUCGACGCUUUCAAAACCGGAGACAUGUUAAGAUGUUUAGGUUUAAACCCCACACAAGCCCUCAUUACCAAAAAUGGCGGAACCAAGGCCAUGGGAGAGAAAUCAUACAAACUAGAAGAAUUCUUACCAAUCUAUGAAGUUAUAUCUGGUUUGAAAGAUACAGGUACCUUCGCAGACUUUAACGAAGCUUUCAAAACUUUCGAUCGUGAAGGACAAGGAUUUAUCUCUUCAGCUGAAAUGAGACAAGUUUUAGUAUCUCUUGGUGACAGAAUGACAGAUGAGGAAGUUGAUGAAAUUGUUAAAUGUUGUGAUGUUCGAGAAGAUUUGGAAGGAAAUAUUAAAUAUGGACAAUUUAUUGAAAAAGUCUUGGCUGGACCUUACCCUGAUCAAAAAUAAAGUAAACGAACGACGCAAACUAUCUCUCUAUCAUUCGGAACUCAAAUAAAAUAAUCGAUGCUGAAGAAAAUCACUUCUAAAAAUCUUUUACAUCAUGUAGUUAGUUGUAAGCUAGGUAAUCAGGCGUCGCGUAGCAACCAGGACAAUAAGAAUUUGUAAAAAGUGAACAUACUGAAAGUGCCAUUUUGAAAUCUGUAAAUACGGUGCCAUUUUGGAUCUAUCUUUGUGGUGUGUCAUACCUUUUUUUACAUGAAAUAUCAAAUAAGUUGUUAUUUAUUUUUAAAUUAUUUUUUAAUUUAUGAAUGGACUUAUGUUGCCAGGGGGUGCACGUUUUAAAAACUUGCGUCAUCAUGACGUCAGAUAUCUGUUGACACAUGUAAACUAUUUUAGUGAUUUUAAACCAGGACUUUUCAAUCAAUGGAAUGCUACAGCACAUUCAUAAUAUGAUUGGUCUAAUCCCUUCUAAAAUUUCAACAGUGUGAAUAGUGCAAUAAAAGUUCCCUCCGUGUACAUCUAUAUUA